Molecule: messenger RNA, 3194 nt
Organism: Doryrhamphus excisus (bluestripe pipefish)
Lineage: Eukaryota; Metazoa; Chordata; Actinopteri; Syngnathiformes; Syngnathidae
Gene: soat2
Product: sterol O-acyltransferase 2
Biological process (GO): cholesterol efflux; cholesterol metabolic process
Cellular component (GO): endoplasmic reticulum membrane
Molecular function (GO): cholesterol binding; cholesterol O-acyltransferase activity; fatty-acyl-CoA binding
Source: RefSeq, a predicted model, not a curated record
UCACUAGUUCUUAUUAUAGUAUCAGUGAUACUGAAUAUUUGGCUCUUUAUGUUUUUACCUUGACAGAAUCCACUCCAAAAAGCCAGGUUGUCUUUGUGGUCAUCAUGGCGAGUGCACAGCAACCUCACGGACUGAAACAUCGGAACAUCACAACCCGUUCAACGAGUGAGACCUGCAGUCCCGACGGGAGUGGAGAUGAUGUACAGCUGGAAGAUGUGACCCAGUGGCACAAGCAUGCACAGAGGGUGAAGGUGAAGAUCCUGCAGCAGGUCCAGGAUCAGUUGAGUGACAUUCUGGACAAAACUCUGAGUGAACCCGUCCAUGCGGCAGUUAAUAAUGGAAAACAGAAAAACAGUUCAUCCAGAUCUCACAGGAUGGACGAUGGAAAAGUGUUCAUGGAGCGAGUAUCACUGCUGGACGAGCUGUUUGAGAUCAACCACAUCAGGACCAUCUACCACAUGUUUGUGGCCGUGCUGCUCAUCUUCUGUCUGAGCACGCUAGCUGUUGACUACAUCGACCAGGGAAGAUUGGUUCUGGAUUUUGACCUGCUCUUCUAUGCCUUUGGGAAACUGGGAACAGUCACCUGGGUGUGGUUGCUGAUGUUUGUCUACACCCUGCUCCUCCCUUACUAUGCCCUGGUGUUUUGGGGAUCAUCAUACCAUCGCUCCACCUCCAAGUUGGGCAUAUCUGUGGGCACAGGUCUGGUCCUGGCUGUUCUCCAAACAUGCGUUUUGGGACUGUUCCCUAUCUACAUGGUGGUGGAGCACCAGCUGCCCCCAGCAUCACGUUUCAUUGUCAUACUGGAGCAGAUUCGAUUCCUGAUGAAGAGCUACUCAUUCAUGAGGGAGUCUGCCCCCAUUAUUAUGAAGAACGCACCCAAAGAAGGAGAGAAGAUCAGGUUCCCAACACGUUCCAGUUAUCUCUAUUUCCUGUUCUGUCCUACUCUCAUCUACAGAGAAUCAUAUCCCAGGAACACACACAUUAGGUGGAAGUAUGUUGCCGUUACUCUGACUAUGAUCUUUGGCUGCCUCUUUUACGGCUACUUCAUCCUGGUGCGCCUCUGUGUGCCCGUCUUCACGUCUGACACCAACCAGCCUUUUAGUAAACGAGCCAUGGUUCUCGCUGUCUUCCACUCAAUUCUACCAGGUAUAAUGCUGCUGCUGUUAUGCUUCUUUGCCUUCCUCCACUGCUGGCUCAACCUCUUUGGGGAGCUUCUUCGUUUUGCAGACAGAAUGUUCUACAAGGACUGGUGGAACUCCACCUCUUUCGCCAACUAUUAUCGCACGUGGAAUGUCGUGGUUCAUGACUGGUUGUAUUACUACGGCUACAGGGACUUCCUCUGGCUGUCAAAAAGAAAAUUCCGGACAGCUGGCAUGCUGUCCGUCUUCAUCGUGUCCGCCAUUGUACACGAGUAUGCGUUGACCAUGGGCUUUGGCUUCUUCUAUCCUGUCAUGUUUGUCCUCUUUGCUAUCUUUGGAGUGGUGUUCAACUUCACCAUGAACGACAAGCGACAGAGCCCGGUGUUCAACAUCAUCAUGUGGGCGUGUCUCUUCCUGGGCCAAGGCGUGCAGGUCUGCCUGUACUGUCAGGAGUGGUACGCCCAGAUACGAUGUCCUCGUACCGGGAAUAGUGUUUGGGAGUUGGUGACGCCUCGAUCGUGGUCGUGCAAAAGAUGAAGCCAAACCUCUGAACCUAACGGACUGAAAGGAACCAUUUCUUUUCUCCUCAUCGUUCCUCAAAGACUGUGAAUUUGUACUUUGGUGUAAGUAUGCAGGAUGUGAGUACACCCCUCACACUUGAAACAAUAUGAAGUAGUCCGUGUACAGCUAAAAAUCAUUCAUAACGUGUAAGUGAAGCGUACAGUUGACUAUAGGGGUGCUAUUUAAUGUCUACAGGGCUCUAAUAAUGUUAAAAAACCCUAUUUAGGGGUUAAUGCCAAUAGCACCAAAUGUAAUAUUGAAAUAGUAAUAAUUUUUUUGAGGGGAUCCAAGACUACUACAUGGUAUGUAUUGUUUUAUUCAGGGUUGUACUAUUAAGUGAUAUAAUAAAAUAUGAGCAGUUUAUUUGUGAGGGAUAACAUAAAUUUAGCAUAAAAUAACACACAUGGUAUCCCAUCUGCUGCUAUAAAAACCUUGCUGACAUGUAGCAUACUGCUUAAAAUAUGUAAUAUAUAUAUUUAUACACUACAGUAGGUACACUUGGAUUGUGUAGGUGUACCUGUGUUUGUUUGUAUUGCAAUGCAACGGCAUUGUACUGCAUACAAUGCAAAUAAAACCUGUCAUUGUUUUGCAAACUCAUUUAAAUUCAAGCUACCACACCUACGGUGUGUAUGUGUGCAUGUGCUGCAUGUUUAAUCCCGCCCAGGUUGAGGUUGAAUGACGUGGAGGUACAUUUUAUCAGCCUCCACAAAGCCUGUGUUUGUGUAGCUGCCAUGUCACAGACAGGAAGCGCAGGAUUAGCAUUAAGCGAUGGGGAGUAAUGCUGUGUACACUUUAAUACACACUAUUCCGUGUAGUGGAGUUGGAUGACUGCCAUGGUAUUGCAUUGCUGCUUCAGUAAUACACACUAUUAUACGUACUGUAUGUGUGUGGUAUCCGCAGUGUGUAUUUCUGCUUACAUUUCAUAUGCUGGAGCCUAUCCCAGCCAAUUUUGGGCUGGACUGGUCGACAGCCAAUCACAGGGCACAUAUAGACAAACAACCAUUCACACUCACAUUCAUACCUAUGGACAAUUUGGAGUCGCUAACCCAUACACGGGGAGAACAUGAAAACACCACACAGAGAUGCCCGAGCAGAGAAUCGAACCCAUGUCUCCUAGAUGUGUGGCCUGCACGCUAACCACUUGUACACCGUGCAGCCCCUUAUUUAUUAAGACAGUACAUUUACCAGAUAUGUAAAGAAAACUUUGUAUUAGUAUUAUUAUGUGUAUGAUUGUAGUUGGAGUUGUAUUGGUAAGUAACAGAGCUUUGGCUCUCAUUAUGUAAGAAAAGUAAAAAAAAUCUUUUCUUAGUGGGACCUACAUAAAGCAAAAUGGAUAAAUCUUCUUCAGUAUCCAAGGACUCAUCUUUGACUUUGUUUAGCUUGCAAGACGUUUGUGUUUAAACUUGCGCUCCCAAAGCAGCAUCAUCCCACACAAAACCUCCGCUAGGCUGGUUUUAACCCAGAAAAACCUCAGUAAGCACCAGGAAUGUUUGG